This is a messenger RNA of Pelobates cultripes (western spadefoot toad), 1241 nucleotides long. The record is from the annotation of a GenBank genome assembly. Lineage: Eukaryota; Metazoa; Chordata; Amphibia; Anura; Pelobatidae.
CAGUGUGUGUGUAGCUCAGCCCUCAGUGUGCUGCUGUCAGUGUGUGUGUGUGUGGCUCAGCCCUCAGUGUGCUGCUGUCAGUGUGUGUGUGGCUCAGCCCUCAGUGUGCUGGUGUCAGUGUGUGUGUGGCUCAGCCCUCAGUGUGCUGCUGUCAGUGUGUGUGUGUAGCUCAGCCCUCAGUGCGUGUGUGUGGCUCAGCCCUCAGUGUGCUGCUGCUGUCAGUGUGUGUGCUCAGCCCUCAGUGUGCUGCUGUCAGUGUGUGUGUGUAGCUCAGCCCUCAGUGUGCUGCUGUCAGUGUGUGUGUGUAGCUCAGCCCUCAGUGCGUGUGUGUGGCUCAGCCCUCAGUGUGCUGCUGUCAGUGUGUGUGUAGCUCAGCCCUCAGUGUGCUGCUGUCAGUGUGUGUGUGUAGCUCAGCCCUCAGUGUGCUGCUGUCAGUGUGUGUGUAGCUCAGCCCUCAGUGUGCUGCUGUCAGUGUGUGUGUAGCUCAGCCCUCAGUGUGCUGCUGUCAGUUUGUGUGGCUCAGCCCUCAGUGUGCUCUGUCAGUGUGUGUGUAGCUCAGCCCUCAGUGUGCUGCUGUCAGUGUGUGUGGCUCAGUCCUCACUGUGUUCCCCUAUGACAGCCAGCUCUCAGCGCUCUAUCACAGCACGCUGCCCCACAUACCCCCCCGCCCUCGCGCGCUUUGGAUGAUUCCGACCGAGCUCCCCGGCAGCACUGGGAUGAACCAUGCGGGGAUUUCGGGGGAGCCCUCUCCGCUCUCUCCGAGUCCCAGCAUUGGUAGGAAGCGGCUGAGCGUGGGGGAGCUGCGGCUGUACUUCGAGGCUCGCUGCUCGGCGGACAGAGACGGCCAGCGGGAGCCCCGCCGCAGGAGGAGGAUGGGCAGCGGCAGCUGGCACCGGAGUAACGGGGACCCGGAGCCCCGGAGAGGGAGCUGGGAGGCUCGGCAGCCGCCGCACGUUAUCCCCCAGCUGACCGUGACCAGCUCCGAGGAGCCGCCGCCUCCCCCCAGCCCCUGUGCGGUGCUCAUCCCGGGCUGGGACGGGCUCAGGACGGACAGCUUCCUGAAACUGGGCAGCAGCAGCCGGCGGCUCUCCGCCUCCACCAACUCGCUCUCCUCCACCGGCUCGUCCUCCGCGAUGGAGGACUCCGAGGACGACCUGCUCAGCGACUCCGAGAGCAAGAGCCAGGGCAACGUGGACCUGGAGCAGAGCGAGGAGCACAGCCAGGUGAGGGGGGGCUCUUAA